ACUACCAGUUGGUAAGAUUUUUAUGUUUUUCUCAAGCGCUGAUUUCAGAACUGGACAGCUCCUUCGUCGCUCUACCUAACUUACCCCGGUUAAAUGAUUGACACAAGAAAUAGCCAUACACGAAUCAAGGGCACUUUAGGAAACCUAUAAGAUAAUGAAGGAGACGGGAUUUAGGAGCACACGAUUCUUUCUGUCCCUAUGGUUUAGUUACUGCUUGUUAUGGACAGAGGAGGGCGGAGUGUGUUUGCCACCAAAGUGUGAGGUACGACUCCGAGCAUCAAAGUAACCGGAUUUUCCCUUUUUUUUCAACCGACUCGCUCACAUUCGAGCAUCGCAGUGCAAAAGGGGCUGUGCAACAUUUCAAUAAUAAAAUCACCACUGUCAAGCGGAUAUAAACGAAAACAAGCCAACUACAGUCGCUUUCUAAGGGAAAUAUGAAUUGAUCUGCUGGAAACCGCCUUUCUUUAGAUUAUAUUGACGAUACAGGCUAGAAACAAGGGUGGAUUCACUUGCCUACAGGUGAACACAUUUUGAUGUGAUUACUGAAAAUUAUUUGGCUGGCUUUGUGCAUGUUCGCACCUAACGGCAGAAGGUUAACCGGGGCUUCAAUAUUAAAGGCUAAACGAUAUGGCUGUUUUGAUGUUUUUCUUACUCGUCCAUGUGGGAUUUGUUGUUGGAUCAAAUUAUGGAUAUAUGGAGUGGUCAGAGCACCAGAGAGACGCUGAAAUCGGAGCAAAGCAACCCAUCUACAGCACUCAUAUUAACAGUCAAGAACCACAGCAUCAUGCGCCUUAUUUGCAGAAACCCGCGACCGAGCGCUCGGUCUUAGCACAGAAAAUUGAGGAGGAUCUACCCAGAGUGGUUACGGCUUUUCUUCAUACAGGAGAUUCGUCAACGUUAAAGCAUGCGAACUGUUCACGGAGAUACGAGCUGAGCAGACUGCUUGACAGAUCAUACAUGACUUCCCAUUAUUCCCUAUACAGUGUGAUGGAUACUGUGGUUCAAGCCGCCAACUUCCUCAAUUUGAUCUUGCAAGCCAACAGGUCCAGGGGGCACGAUCUCCAACAAGACAUAGAGUGGUACCACGGGUUAGUGAGCAGUAUACUGGAAGGAGAUCCAAAAAUUCACCGGGCUGUGCUCACAUUCAACAGUGACUCGUUUUCACCGGGUCCCCACGUCUUCCUGCAAGCCACGAGAGCGGGAAGCGAGAUCGUUCUUCAAGAUCUAUCGUUCGCGGCCCACCAUCACCUGAAGAACAAGACGCCGGAGACAGAAUGGUUCCAUGAGUUCCGGGACCGGAAAAACCCCCACCUGCAUAGAAGAGUGCUGAGCCACGACAUCAAAUCUCUGGAUGCCUCCCUCAGGAGAGGAGAUAGCUAUGUUAUUGAUAAAACUCAGAUUAAGUGGUCGGCGCCUUACCUCGAGUGCGAAAAUGGGAACUUCAUUCCUAUGUGGCUCCUCACGUUAUCUGCUGCGUUCUACGGCCUAAGGCCAAACAUGGCCCCUGAGUUCAGAGGUGUGGUCCGGGUGGACGUCAGUCUGCAGGAUGUGGACAUUGACCAGUGCUCCAAUGAUGGAUGGUUUGCUGGGACCCACAGAUGCAACUUAACCAGUAUGGAGUGCAUACCAAUACGGGGCUAUGGAUUUGUGCUGGACAGAUACAAGUGCCAGUGCAAGAAAGGCUUCUACCAUCCCAGGAGAGUGGCUGUCAAUGGCUUCAAAAGAAAGGAGAAGGAGAGGGCAGUUUCGGGGAGUCCCCAAGGAGAGGGGGCAACAGAGGAGGGCUCCAACAAUUGCCUGCCCUGCAUGGAGGGGUGCGCCUACUGCAGGGAUGACACGCCCUGCCACACUCAGGAGGAUGGCAUCCUGCGUGUGGCCAUCAUCUCCUUCCAGGGACUGUGCAUGCUGGGAGAUUUCAUCGGCAUGGUGCUGGCCUACCACUUUCGCAGGAAUAAGAGUAUCAGAGCAUCUGGACUUGUCCUUCUGGAGGCUAUUCUGUUUGGAGGCCUGCUCCUCUACUUCCCUGUUGUCAUAUUGUACUUUCAGCCCAGUGUGUUCCGCUGCAUCCUGCUGAGAUGGGUUCGACUCCUGGGAUUUGCCACUGUUUACGGGACCGUGACUCUCAAGCUGUACAGGGUUCUGAAGGUGUUCCUGUCUCGCACAGCCCAGAGAAUUCCCUACAUGACCAGCUGGCGCGUUAUGCGUCUGUUGGGCAUCAUUCUCCUCAUCGUCUGUUGGUUUCUUGUGGCCUGGACAUCGGCUGUCUGUCAGAACCUGGACCGAAACCUUUCUCUCAUCGAUGUGGGCUCCACUCCCGAUGGACUGCAGUUUAGCAUGUGUCUGCUGGACCGCUGGGACUACAUGAUGGCAGUUGCGGAGUUUCUGUUCCUACUGUGGGGAGUGUACCUUUGCUACGCUGUGAGGACGGUGCCUUCAGCGUUCCAUGAGCCUCGCUACAUGGCCGUCGCCAUCCACAAUGAGCUUGUCAUCUCUGCAAUAUUCCAUAUCAUAAGGUUCACUUUAGCCUCUGGACUCCACCCUGAUUGGAUGCUUAUGUUAUUCUUUGCUCACACUCACCUGACGGUGACCGUGACUCUGGGGCUGCUGCUUGUCCCAAAGUUCUUAUUCACAGGGACUCAUACUAGGGAUGACAUCGCCACAGAGGCCUAUGAGGAUGAGCUGGACAUGGGCCGAUCUGGAUCCUACCUGAACAGUAGCAUAACUUCGGCUUGGAGUGAACACAGCCUCGACCCUGAGGACAUCCGGACCCCAGAUGAAAUCGGCCCGCUCAGUUCUAUUAAUGGCUGUGGCGUAAGGUCUUGCGACAGCCUUUGGGAAAAACGUACCAAUGAAGAGCUGAAGAAGCUGUAUGCCCAGCUGGAGAUCUACAAGCGCAAAAAGAUGCUGGCUAACAACCCCCACCUGCAGAAGAAGCGGAGCUCCAAGAAGGGCUUAGGUCGCUCCCUCAUGCGGCGAAUUACUGAGAUCCCGGAGACAGUGAGCCGGCAGUGCAGCCGGGAGGACAAGGACCAGGGGGAUCAUGGGAGCAACCGAAACAGCAUCUGUGCCCUGCGGAAGAACCCCUUCGACCCUUCCCAUGCUUCCAAGUCCAAGGACGACUCCUCCAAAAGCAAGGUCUUCUCCCUCAAGAAGUCCCACAGCAGCUACGACCAUGUGCGGGAUCAGAGCGAGGACUCCAACAGCUCAGCCACAGAAAAGAUGGAGGUCUCAACCACUGAGAGUUCGCUACUGGAUGCCCUGAUGGGCAAAAAGCUGGUAAAGAAGUCUGUGGACAAGGUGGAUGUUGAAUCCACUGAGUCCGUCCCCCUUGUGUGCAAGUCUGCCAGCGCGCACAACCUGACUGCUGACAAGAAGCCCAUCCACCCCAGGACUUCCAUGCUGCAGAAGUCCUUGAGUGUCAUUGCCAGCGCCAAGGAGAAAACCCUGGGACUCACAGGCAAAACCCAGAGCAUGGAGGAUAGUGGCAAAAAGAGCCACCACAAAGGCAAGGAGGGCAAAGUUGCCCCAGAAACAGAAGAGAACCAAGACUGCUACCCAAAGUUGAUACCCGCCAGCCAGUCAGUGGAGUACAAACAGACAGCCGGCAAGGCUGGGAUCAUGAAGCAGCAGGUGAGCGGGAGCCAGCCGUCCAUCUGCUCCGAGGCAGCAAAAAACAAAGAGCUCUAUGACCUCUCCGAGGUGUGCCCCUGGGAAAUGGAGGAUGUCCCCAUGCCUUCUGAAAACAGGGUACAGAAACACGUGUCCAUUGCCCCGAGGGAGACCACAACAUUCCAUGGGAAUGGCACCAAGGGGAAGCUGCAGCAAAAGCAGAAGACCAGAUCAGAAGAUCAGAAUGCUUCAAAUGACAAGCGCUCAAACCAGAAGCCGGUGGACAGGUCGGACAUAUGCCCCUGGGAAGCCAAGGGAGAUGAUGGACCGGGCCUGGUGGAGACUGUCAAUCCUCAGGUGGCCCAUCAGGCAGCCAACUCUACUGGGGAGAAGGCCAAAAUACAGUUGGCCGAGGUGUGCCCAUGGGAAGAACCGCUGGCUAAGGUGGUCGAGGCAGUCCAACUGCCAGACAAGGUCAGGGCAAAUAAGUGUGCCUCAUCAGUGGACGCUAAAGUAAAGGAACCCAAGCCAGAUCAGCCUAAAUCCACUGGCAGCCUCCUGCAGCCCUCCACCACCAAGGCGGACGUCUGCCCUUGGGAUUAUGACACUCCACUAACCCCCAGUCCUGAAAAGACUCCCAGUCCCACUCAGGUUUCUAAAAAGGAAUCUCCCCCAAAAAAGAAAGGGGCACUGCCCAUAGCCACAAAAACGUCAGAGAGGGAAACAGAGAAGGAAAAGGCAAAAGACAAGGAUGAGGAGAAAAUAAAGUCAAAGAGCAAGGAGAGAAGUAUAUCCAGCAAACCUGCAGAGAAGCAUAUGACCAAAUCUAAAAUGGCAGAGGUCUGUCCCUGGGAUGUUGCGAGCGGUCAGGAAAUGCCAGUGACAGACAAACGGAAAAGCGCGACAAAUGAACUGGGGCCAGUCAAAAGCAAGCAAGCCGACAUUUGCCCGUGGGAUUACGAGGCCGUGCCAGACAGCAAAGGACUAGACAGAAAUGCUUCCACAGUGAAACAAAAUGCCACAAGUUCCAAAGGGGGGGUUGCCAGCAAUGCUAGAAUGGCUGAUGUUUGCCCGUGGGACUUCGAUGAUCAGACAUCAGGAAAAAAGGCAUGACACUAGAUUGGACAUAUGUUGAAUGUUUAGUUCUCAUUAUACAGUACAUUUUUUUGUAAGCCUUUCAAUUAGGAGGCAUGAAGAGGUUUUUUUUGCACAAGUUGCCUUUUUUCCAAUGUUUUAGUUCUGUGUUGUGUUUUUUAUUUUGGAAAAAAAAAAGCAAAGAACAAAAUGAGAAACUGUCUUAAAAUGAAGCAUUCCAGAUUCCUACUGAGUAUUUGCUGAAUUCUUAUAAGAUUAAAGUUGGUCUUACAAUUAUGCAACUCUAAGUCACUUUAUCUGCAGUGUAGAAUAUUUUCAUGAAUUUGUUACAUUGCAUGUGUACACAGACAUUUUUUCAAUCAGUUAUUUCAUUUCCAUUCAAAAUGCAUUGCUUGUAGUGCAUUUUAGUUUAUUUCACAAGACAAGAUUAUACAAGAGUAUAAUGCCCCUGCUGGAACUUGCUGGACAGGAUAUUAUGUAAAUAUGUGCUUUAAUGCUGGCUUAAUGGAUGAAUGUGUACACAGGUUAAGCAUGAGUCAAGCAAGGGGCUCAGUACACAAAACAUAAGGAUGCCAAAGACAUAAGAUGUAGUGCAAAACAUCUCUCAAACUUCACUACACGCCUCAAAAACACAGACUCAAAGAAGAACAAAACUGAAAAAUUAAAGCAAAACUGGCAAUGGAGCCAAUUAUAGCACUUUAUUACAUGUCUCUGUGGUCUCACCAAGAUUACUGGAGAAAUCUUUUUUCAGAAAAGAUUCCUUUUCAACAUAUUCAGCUGGGCUAAUCAAAAGGUUUCUGACAGGUCGCUGUAUAAAGCUUCAUAACGCGAGAACCUCAUUGAGUGUUCAAUGUGCAAAGCAAGGCUCCUUUGGUUUUGAUUAAUGUUUCCUAACUCUUUCUUCUGUUUGGUGUGAGAGUAUUCUGAAGCCCUUAAGGUAAGCAAUGCUACCGGGCCUUCAGAAGUAAACCAUGUGCCUCAUCUGUCUAAUUGUUGUAGCCUUAGAUAUGUGUUGGCUGAAAGUAGAGCCUCUCCAAGUGCAGAUAGAUCAUUUCUCUUUAACUAAUUAACACAUGAUAAACCAUGGUGGAGACAAACUGAAGCCAUGGCCAGACAGGUUUCAGCAAAUAUUUAAAGCUGGUUCAAACCAUUGUUAGUCCAAGACGUCCCUUUUUGUGAGUAGGGAGAAGAGUUUUGAUUUGAUUGACAGCAGUUGUCUGUGGCCUCUAGAGGUUUCAGUGGUAUUUUUGGGCAAUGAUAGUUAACAACUUGGCAGGUGCAAGCAAGGAUCUCUGAGUGAGGCUCAGUGAUUGAAACCGCAAAAAAGUAAAUAAAAACAGAAAAGUAAAAAAAUAGAUUCAACCGUUUCCUGUUAGAUUUAGUAUUUGUGCAAGUCAUUACCUAGACAAAACAAAUAAAUGACAUCAUAUUUCUUAUAUGAAUACAUAUAGAAUAUUUUAAAGGAUAAUUAUUUUUACAUUAUUUAUUUAUCUACAUAUCUGUGCAGAUCUAAUUUAUUCAAACUGCUUUUCUUGGUCCUGAGUUAAAGCUCAAUGCAUUGGACUAUGAAACAUUCUUUUACAGUUCAGUGGUUUCUUAAAUUAUUAAUUUCUUUUUUUAAGUGCUUUUCCCUGUACCUAUAGCAGAUACAUUUGAAUAUAUAUUUUUUCACCAUAAUUGCAGAACAAUCUUUUAUUAUUCAUUUUGGAACAUUCUGUGUUUUGAGAUUUUUUAUUUAUUUUUUUGCCAAAUGUAUCAUCAAAUACAGAUUUCUUAUGGAGUACCUUGAAGAUUGUAAAUGGAGUGAUCUUUUACUCUUAAAAGGCGGAUAUUUCCAACUGUUCAAUUAUUAAACUAGAUGUAAUGAUGCAGGUUGUUUCUUUUGUAAGUUUAGGAAAGACAUCAACACAUACUUCUGAAGGCUUCCAAAGGAUAUAGAUAUAAUGAAGCAGAAAGUAUUGAGAUUACUGUCACUGUUUUAGAAUAAACCAAUUGCAAUUUGUGUCAUUUGAGUCAGAGAGAGAAUUUUUUUUUGUAGAUUUUCACUCCUGAGUUUAUUUUUAUAGAGAAGAAAUAUUAAACACAAAUCAGUUUUUGUUCUCCUUAAGAAAUGCUCACAUCUCAUACACUAGUAUGCUGCCUCUGGCCCAAUUCUCCUGACAUUGAUCAUGGUGUUUUCAAACUAGGUGAAUACAGCUAUUGUAAAGAAAAACAAUAACAAUAAUAUAAAAAAAUAAUAAUACACACAGGAGAAAUAAAUAGGAUUGAUGCAAUAAGGGUGUCUUGUGGUAAGUAUCUUUAUGGUACAUCAUAGUACUCCUUUUGUUCCUGUGUAUUUCUGUUGAGUAUUUAUUUUUCUUGUUUUGGACGAGAAGGCAUUUAAGUAGGGCAAAUCUCUCAUAGUGUAUGUAGUAGUAAACAAAAUGAGUUCCCUACAGUGUAGAUGACAGGCAAAAUUCUGAAUUACAUUUUAAACCACAAAGUUUUUAUAUGUUUAUAAUGCUAUUAUUUUACCCACACUUAUGGAGGUAAAUACAGACAUGAGAGACUACUUUAGCUCAAUACACCUGGUAGUAAACAUUGAGUGUUUUACUUUUGUCUUUGUGAUGAAAUAUGCUUCUCUUGAUCUCUUAUCCCAGUGGGAAAUAUUUCAAAUACGCAAUGUCAGCUUUAAAAAAAUAUUACUAGUCUAUGCUGUUAGUUUAUUAGUUUAUCCCUGAUAGGAAGUUGUGUGAAUUAGAAUGAACUACAUCUUCCCUAUUGAUUCUUAUGGAUUGAUGUUUCAGUGCAGAAUUUGUGAAACAUAGCUAAUUGUACGACAUCCAUGCACAACAUCCAUGUACGAGACCCCCUGUCCUAACCCCCCACUCAUACCCAAAAAGCACCUUGAAAUUCUGAAUGUCGUGCAAGAGCAUGUGUGUAGCUGUCUCAGCCAAUGGGAAAUCAUAUCCACUAAAAGCCUAUCCCAGCAGGUCAGUGAUGCCUUUGAGAGUCCAUUGUUGAAAGGCACCCAUGAGUGGGCAGGCCUGUGCAUCAUGUUGAGUUUUGAACAGGGAAAAAAAAACUAGCAUUGUUUACACCACUCCCCCAUCCACUAUCAUCUGCCAAAAUAAAUACAUGAAUUAGCAAAUAGAACCAGUUGGGUCAGACAUGUAGAGGACUUGAAUAUCCUUAAAAUUGUAUCUAAUUCCAAUGAAAGCCUGGUCAAAAUAACAGUGUAGAUUUUGGUGGUGUUGGCCCAGAUGAAGGUUUUAAAUUAAACCUUGGUUUACCGUUUCCUUCUUCUGUUAACUUUUCACAGUUCUCCAUUUCCAGUUCAACACGCGUAUACUUUUCUCACAUGAUCUGCUGUUUCUGUGUGUAACCUUAGACCAUGUCCUGGAAAAUAAAACUGUAUUGCAUUUAUCAUUUUGUUUUUGGUUUGUUUUAUUUUGUUUUGUUUAAAUUGCUUCUUGUUAAUACAGCACUUCAGCAUAAGACUAAAAAAAACCCUGUCUUUACCAGUAACCGUUCCAAUAACAAUAAUUGCGUGUCCUAAUGCUAAUUAGAUUCCUGUUGGGUUUUUAUAUGGUGACUUGUUUGUUUGUUUGUUAUACCGGCUUCUUUUGUGACUUAAUGAUGUCACCUAAUGGGGAAUACUACUCAAUGCUGUAGCUGUAACUGUAACUGUUGCUCAAGUGGCUUCUGCAUGAAAACAAUAAUUAGUAGGACUGACGUUUCACUGCCCUUGAAAAACUUUGAUCUUUUGGACUGUUAUGAAUUGUAUAGUGAGUGAAACUGUAACUUACCUACUGUAUUACAUGCUUGUUAUAAUAAAUGCUCUAUGACAAGCUUAUAGCAUCCACAUGGAAAUAUUUGUUAGAUUUAUAUUGUGUUAUAUUGUGAUAGCAUGUAAAUAAAAUACCUCCUCUGCAAUAAAAAUUUCUAUGAAACUCAAA
Anguilla rostrata (American eel) is the source of this 8642-nucleotide messenger RNA. It is a transcript of the gene gpr158a, whose product is annotated as G protein-coupled receptor 158a. The record is from RefSeq and is a predicted model, not a curated record. Gene Ontology annotation, biological process: G protein-coupled receptor signaling pathway. Lineage: Eukaryota; Metazoa; Chordata; Actinopteri; Anguilliformes; Anguillidae. The transcript is spliced from 12 exons. The coding region runs from base 628 to 4722 and encodes 1364 amino acids. Gene Ontology annotation, cellular component: membrane. Gene Ontology annotation, molecular function: G protein-coupled receptor activity.